CAUUGUUUUCAAUUGGGUUAUUGUUCUCAAAGAUUUGAUUUUUGCUUUUUCUCGUAGAAAUAUUCGUAUUCCUGCUUUCGUUUCCAAAUUUGGAUUUUGCAACAAAGCUGCAAUUUUUUUUGUUUUUAUUUACUUGGGUAGUGUUAUUUAUCUGUGGAAAUAGUGCAAGUGCAAACGUUCUGGUUUAUGUGUCAGAGAGAAUCUUAAAGAAAAGAUUUUUACCAGAAAGAGAACGACUCAAAACCAUUCAAAUGUCAGAUGGGUUGGCUAGGUUUUGGGGAAAUAGGGUGACUUUUGGGGUGGUUGGUUGGUAUUCUUUUGAAAGUCCAGAGUUUGAGGCAUUUCGUUGUUUUUAAUUGGCUGGGAUUGAGUUUUACCAUUUUAUCAAGUUUCAAUAUAAAACAUUUUCAAUUUUCGAAGGAAGGAGAUGGUAGAGUUCAACCAUUCAAUGCUUUUCUACGCGUGCAUUGGCACUAAUAUGUUGGUUUACAGGGAGUUAGUCAUAUGUCAGCCUCUUAGGAUUCGAAGAUUGCCUGAAAAGAUUAAUAAGUUAGGAUACCAUGAAUUUACUGCUUCAUAUGUGAUGUAUAAUAUGUUAUCGUUUCUAUGAUUUCAAAUAUAUGUUGUUUGAUUUCUUAUUCAUGUUUUUUUUCCUUUUCUUUUCCUCCUCUUUGUGCAUGAAACUCUCCAGAUAGGUAGUUAAACAAUUACACUAUCCAUUUACUGUCGAAUGUCGAUAUCUAGAUAUUCGAGAAAUUCACUGCUUCAUUGUUUAUUUCGCCUGCUGAGCAUCAUCACCCUCUUGAUAAUCAUGCAGAAUUCUUCUGUUGCCUGUCUCUGUUACUAUUUUUACAAUAAAAUGACCCCUUAAUUGAAAAUCAUUGACUUUGCAAGUCCUUGAAUCCAUACCUCAUGGCACAGAUUCAUUCGAAAUUCUUAAUCUGCAACUUCGUUUGGCCUCUCAUGUUGUUUCCACCUUUCCGUAUCUGUAUUCUUUCUUCUAUGAAUGCUUCUGGCUACUGUGCUUUCUUCACAGUUGCCUUGCAAGCUUGUUUUUCUAGAUAUAUAAGAUGCCGAAAACAAGGGCGAAUGCUUCUGGAGAUGCAUCUGAAAGACCUAUAGAAUCUGAAGAGCGGGUGGACCUUGAUGGAGACAAUGAUCCUGAGGAAACAAUAGAAGAAGAGGUUGAGUAUGAAGAAGUAGAGGAAGAGGAGGAAGUGGAAGAGGUGGAAGAGGAAGAGGAAGAAGAGGAAGAAGAAGAUCCAGAAGAGGGUGAGGAAGAGGGAGAAAACAAGGGAGCUGCUACAAAAUCUGAUGGACAGAAAAGCUCAGAUGGUGAUGAAGUGAUGACAGUUGUUGACGGAGAGGAGGAAGAAGAAAAAAAGAAGCAUGCGGAGCUUCUUGCACGCCCUCCGCAUGGAUCAGAGGUGUAUCUUGGUGGCAUUCCUCAUGAUGCAUCUGAAGAGGAUUUGAGGGGAUUUUGUGAAUCUAUUGGGGAAGUUACUGAGGUUAGAAUAAUGAAGGGAAAAGAUUCAGGUGAGGCCAAAGGUUAUGCUUUUGUCACCUUCAGAAACAAGGAGUUGGCUUCUAAGGCCAUCGAGGAACUGAAUAAUUCUGAGUUAAAGGGAAAAAGGAUUAAAUGUUCUACAUCUCAAGCAAAGCAUCGGUUGUUUAUUGGAAAUGUUCCCAGAAAUUGGGGAGAGGAGGAUAUGAAGAGGGCUGUAACAGACAUUGGACCAGGAGUCAUUUCUGUGGAACUGCUGAAGGACCCACAGAACUCCAGCCGGAAUCGUGGAUUUGCUUUCAUUGAGUAUUAUAAUCAUGCAUGUGCAGAAUAUUCAAGACAAAAGAUGUCAAGCCCAAAAUUUAAGCUCGACACCAAUGCUCCUACUGUGAGCUGGGCUGAUCCUAAAAAUACAGAAUCCUCUGCUGCUUCUCAGGUGAAGGCUGUGUAUGUCAAGAAUUUACCAAAAGACAUUACUCAGGAGAGUCUAAAGGAGCUGUUUGAACGUCAUGGAAAGAUCACAAAGGUGGUUCUCCCACCUGCAAAAGCCGGACAUGAAAAGAGCAGAUUUGGUUUUGUGCACUUUGCGGAAAGGGCAUGUGCAAUGAAGGCAUUGAAGAACACUGAAAAAUAUGAAAUUGAUGGUCAAGUUUUGGAAUGCUCUCUUGCAAAGCCACAAGCAGAUCAGAAGUCUUCUGGAUCAUCAAAUCAUCAGAAGUCGCCCUUACUUCCAACCUACCCACCACGUCUCAGUUAUGGCAUGGGAGGGAGUAGUCCAUAUGGUGGAUUGAGUGCUGGAUAUGGUGGCGGUUCAGGGUUUGCCCAACCACUGAUCUAUGGUAGGGGACCAACUCCUGCUGGCAUGGCAAUGAUGCCUAUGCUUUUGCCCGAUGGAAGGAUUGGAUAUGUCCUGCAACAACCUGGAAUGCAACCACACACCCCUCCACCGCAGUCUAGAGGUGGAAGAAGUGGGGGUGGCAACUCAAGUGGUGGAAGGCGCAGUGGUGACAACAAUCGUGGCCGUAGUCGCUAUAACCCAUAUUAAUUAGUGAGUUUUGCCUUGCUUGGAAAGGGAAAGGAGAAGACAGUAUUUUGGGUCUGUGAGUAUACAUUUGGAGCUGUGCAGUUCAUUAGAACCAAACAUAUGUAGCUGCUCAUGUCAUAGAAAGAGUUGCUUCAGACCGAUUCACGUGUAGUUUGCAUAAACUAAGUUUAAUUAAAUUAUGAAAUUGAUGCUUUUUAAAUUAUAUUGCGCGUCAA
Molecule: messenger RNA, 2764 nt
Organism: Prunus dulcis (almond)
Lineage: Eukaryota; Viridiplantae; Streptophyta; Magnoliopsida; Rosales; Rosaceae
Product: heterogeneous nuclear ribonucleoprotein Q
Exons: 8
Coding region: 1071-2549 (492 amino acids)
Cellular component (GO): nucleus
Molecular function (GO): mRNA binding
Source: RefSeq, a predicted model, not a curated record